Molecule: messenger RNA, 5198 nt
Organism: Chaetomium strumarium
Lineage: Eukaryota; Fungi; Ascomycota; Sordariomycetes; Sordariales; Chaetomiaceae
Exons: 3
Coding region: 248-4927 (1559 amino acids)
Biological process (GO): DNA-templated transcription
Cellular component (GO): RNA polymerase III complex
Molecular function (GO): DNA binding
Source: RefSeq, a predicted model, not a curated record
CCCGCCUCUAUCAAAAUUAUUCGCCAUCUUGUCAACAACACCGGACGACGAUUGUUAUUGACUUGCCACAUACCACCAUUAGGUUACGCGUCCCAUCUACGCGCGCGUUCAUCAGCACCAUUUAUUCCGAGUGACACCUGUUGCCCGCUAUGAGCAGGUAGUCCACAAUCAACGUCGAAGGCCUUACCGGAACCUACCAUUCCUCGACCAGCAACCCAUAUUCAGAAGAUUCGACAAUAGAAUAGACAUGGCAGUUGAAAAGCGAGUGCGCCGACGCAAGGAGCAGCUGGUUGACCAGCUCCCUAAGCGCUUCAAGGCGCUCAAGUUCGGCAUCCAAUCUCAUCAGGAUAUCGUGAGCCAAGGCGUCCUCGAGGUCUCUGACAACUUGCUCUACGAUGUCGAAAAUCGACGAACGCCCUUCCCACAUGGACCCCUCGAUCCACGCCUGGGAACGUCGAGCACAAACCGAGAGAGCAAGUGUAGCACAUGCCAGCUUGGUCUUAAGGAGUGUCCCGGUCAUUUUGGCUACGUCCGACUGCCGCUCCCGGUCUUCCACAUCGGCUACCUGAAAUAUAUCCAGACGACGCUGCAAAAUAUUUGCAAGGACUGCGCGAAAGUCCUUCUCCAGGAGCCUGAACGGCGCCAAUUCCUGAAGGAACUGCGUCGCCCCGGCAUCGACAAUCUAAGGCGGACGGCGAUUCUCAAGAAGAUCAAUGAGCAGUGUAGGAAGGCUAGGACCUGUCCGUACUGUGGCUCGAUACAAGGCGUAAUACGGAAGUUGAGCGUUAUGAAGCUCGUACACGACAAGUUCGCGGCCUACAACAAAUCGACGGCACAGAAAAAGAUUCCGCCCGAAGCCAAGGUUGAAUUCGAUGCCUCGUUCGAACAAGCCAAAAAAUAUACACCUGAACUGGAGAAGCAUACGCGCAAGGCGAUGGACGAUCUGAACCCCCUGAAAGUCCUGAAUCUCUUCAAGAUGAUCGAACCCGCGGACUGCGAGCUUCUGGGGUUAGAUCCUGCCGAAGGACGACCCGAGAUGUUCCUCUGGAGAUACGUCCCAGCGCCGCCGAUCGCCAUCAGGCCGUCGGUUGCCCAGGAGAAUGCGAGUAAUGAAGAUGACAUCACAAGCAAGUUGUCAGAAAUCAUUCUCUACGCCGGUCAUCUGCGCGAAUCGCUCAAGAAGGGGGUUGCACUACCUGUGAUUAUGGAACAAUGGGAGUUCCUGCAGUUGCAGGUGGGCAUGUAUGUUAACAGCGAUGUCCCGGGCCUGUAUCAACCUGGGUUUGGAAAGCCUAUUCGUGGGUUCUGCCAGCGUCUCAAGGGAAAGCAGGGUCGGUUUCGUGGCAAUCUCUCGGGAAAGCGUGUCGACUUCUCCGGGAGAACAGUCAUCUCCCCUGAUCCCAACCUCAGCAUCGAGCAGGUGGCAGUCCCGCAGCUGGUGGCCAAGAACCUGACGUAUCCCGAACGAGUGAACCACGCGAACAUUGAGAAGCUCCGGGAACGUGUGAUCAACGGACCCAACAUCUGGCCCGGUGCUCAGGGCAUCGUCAAGAAAGACGGCGCAAAGUAUGACCUCAAAAUCGGCACAGAAUCGCUCCGGGAGAGGCACGCUAGCAGUCUAGAGUUUGGAGAUGUUGUCGAACGCCACCUGGAGGAUAACGAUAUUGUCCUCUUCAACCGACAGCCGUCUCUGCAUAAGCUCAGUAUCAUGAGUCAUCUCGUCAAGGUUCGGCCCUGGAGGACUUUCCGUCUCAACGAAUGUGUCUGUACGCCGUACAACGCCGAUUUCGACGGAGACGAGAUGAAUUUGCACGUCCCGCAGACAGAGGAGGCUCGAGCAGAGGCCAUUAACCUGAUGGGCGUAAAGCACAACUUGAUCACCCCUAAGAAUGGCGAGCCCAUCAUUGCCGCUACGCAAGACUUUAUCACUGCGGCCUUUCUGCUCAGUAGCAAGGACAGAUUUUUCGACCGGACGGCUUUUACCUACAUCUGCACUCAGAUGCUUCUGGGAGACACAUAUCUUGAGCUCCCUCCGCCCGCCAUUAUCAAGCCUAGGGCACUCUGGACGGGCAAGCAGAUCUUCAACGUCCUCAUGCGGCCUAAUAAAGAAUCCCCUGUCCUGGUGAACCUGGACGCGAAGAACAAGGUUUUCAAGAAGAAGAACGAUGGCCAGAUUCCCGACAUGGACAUUGACGACGCCUUCCUAGUCGUUCGGAAUUCCGAAGUCAUGUGCGGCAGGAUGGACAAGUCAACAGUCGGAGGCGGCAAAAAGAACUCGGUCUUUUACGUGAUUCUUCGGGAUUUUGGACCGGAUUAUGCUGCUGCUGCUAUGAACCGCCUGGCCAAGCUCUGCGCUAGAACACUGACACUCCGUGGGUUCUCGAUCGGUGUCGGCGAUGUGUGGCCGUCGGGAGCCUUGACAGAGUACAAGUCGAGGCUCGUGGAAGAUGCCUACAAAAGGUGCGACGAACUCAUCGAGACCUACAGGCAAGGGAAGCUGGAAAAGGCUCCCGGCUGCAACCUGGAGGAGACUCUCGAGAACACCAUCUCCGGUGUGCUGAGCGCAGUCAGACAGCAGGCGGGUGAUUAUUGCGUCGGAAAUUUGAGCAAGAACAAUGCUCCACUAAUCAUGGCCAAAUCCGGUUCUAAGGGGUCUGAUAUCAACGUGGCCCAGAUGGUUGCCUGCGUCGGACAGCAGAUUAUCGGCGGCAAGCGUGUGCCGGAUGGAUUCCAGGACCGCAGUCUGCCGCACUUCCACAAGAACGCACGCCAGCCGCCGUCAAAAGGUUUCGUCAGGAACAGUUUCUACACCGGCCUGGUCCCAACUGAGUUCCUCUUCCACGCGAUUUCCGGCAGAGAAGGCUUGGUCGAUACAGCCGUCAAGACAGCCGAGACCGGCUACAUGUCCAGACGACUUAUGAAAUCUUUAGAAGAUCUCUCAACUCAGUAUGACGACACGGUCCGCACGUCCGAGGGCGGAAUCGUGCAGUUCCAGUACGGCGCUGACAGACUCGAUCCUGUCGACAUGGAAGGCGAUGCAAAACCCGUCGAUUUUGCCAGAACGUGGAAUCACGCGCAGAGCGUCACUUGGAGCAAUUCCGAAGUGUCGUUGUUGCCAUCGGAAAUUCAAGAAUUGUGCAAGACGAUCUUGGACGAGGAAAGGAGAAAGUAUGUCAGGAGGCAUCUUGUUACAAACGAGGAGAUCAAGUACGACGACGAGACGAUCCGUAAGAGUAUGGAUCAUGACGUCCUGAUCGCCAUUGAUGAGCACGAGAGCGCCCGAGUCUACCUCAACACGAUCAGGGACUACGUCAGAGAGCAUGCCAUGAAGCUAGCCAAGGCACGCAAGGCGGUCGGUCUGGAUCCAUGCCUACCACCCGGCGACGAGGCGAUGAAGAAAGAACUCGACCGAUGGGAGCCGGUACGAUCAACAGACAAUUCGGAAAUGGAGCUCGACAGUUUUGGCGAGCCGCACAAGCCGUUUGAGUAUGUUCUGAAGGAUCUGCGCCGAGAGCUCGACCAAGAGAGCGAGCUGGAUGAGGCGGCUCGGGAGGCGAGGAUACGGGCCAAGGCCCAAGGCCAUGUUGACCGCGUUGCAAAGGUCUCGGAGCGCACACUGCGGCAGUUUAUCCAGAUGUGUCUCCACAAGUACAGGAAGGCACGCGUCGAGCCGGGGCAUGCUGUUGGCGCCGUCGGUGCGCAGUCUAUCGGCGAGCCUGGUACGCAGAUGACGCUCAAGACAUUCCAUUUUGCUGGUGUCGCAGGCAUGAGUAUUACGCAGGGUGUGCCCCGUAUCAAGGAAAUCAUCAACGCGUCCAAACUCAUCAGCACGCCUGUCAUUACCUGCGAGUUGGAGAACAAGGUGGAUCUCAAGGCGGCGCGCGUGGUCAAGGGGAGGAUCGAGAAGACCUACAUUUCGGAUGUCAUAUCGUACAUUGACGAUGAGUGGCUCCCGGAUGUGGCCAAAAUCGUGCUGCAGGUGGAUCUGCAGGCGCUCUCCGACAUGCAGCUCGGCAUCUCCAUGAAGGACAUCGCGGACGCCAUCGUGCGGGCGAAGAAGCUCAAGCUUAAGGUGGAGCCGGACGACCUGCGGAUCGGACACGAUCGCGUCGAGGUCAUUGUGCGCAACACAUGGCAGGACGUGACGGCCGCAAGAAAAGCCGCGCGUGUCCGGGCGGCCGCGAUCGAAAAGGGCCAGCUCGUAUCCAGCGCCAUGAACGAAUCGGCCGCGGACUUCCAGCUGCGGGUCAACUUUCUCAAGCGGAUGCUCCCACAAGUCUCCAUCUCGGGCUAUCCGGAAGCUGCGCGAGCCAUCAUCCAAACGGACGACAAGACCAGCCAGCACAAAGUCUUGGUUGAAGGAUACGGCCUGCGGGCGUGCAUGACGACGGAGGGCGUGGUCGGCACCAAGUGCGUGACCAAUUCGGUCAUGGAGUGCCGCGACGUGCUGGGCAUCGAGGCGGCGCGCACGACCAUCGCCACAGAAAUCGGCUCUGUCAUGGGCGACAUGAACAUCGACCCGCGCCACAUGGAGCUGCUGGCUGACGUGAUGACGUACAAGGGCGAGAUCCUGGGCAUCACACGCUUCGGGCUAGCCAAGAUGCGCGACAGUGUCUUGCAGCUUGCGUCAUUCGAGAAGACGCCCGACCAUCUGUUUGACGCGGCCGCGGGGAUGAAGAAGGACCGCAUCCAGGGCGUGAGCGAGUGCAUUAUCAUGGGCCAGACCAUGUCGAUCGGUACCGGGGCGUUCCAGGUUGUCAGGAGGCUCGGAAUUCGGGAUCAUCAGGUCGUGCCGAAGCCGACGUUGUUUGAGGAUGCGUGGAAGAAAGAUGAGGCGGUCAAGCGAAGGACGAGGAUGGAGAAGCGCAGGAAUGGGGUUGUUGAGGGAGGGAUCGAAUUGUCGGCCAUGGUGGCCGUGGCUGGGUAAACCGGUGUGCCGGUGUGUUUUUAGGUUUGCUAGGAAGGGAGGAGCGUCAGUUAACUACAAUAUUUGCGUUCAUGUUUCGGCAACUUAGUAUCUGUGGUGGUAAAUUGGCUGUCAAUUCAGCAAGUACGGAUAGCUCACUUGAGAGUUGAGACCAAAGAGGGAAUUUGAGGCUAAUAGUAGUUAAUAGAAGACCACGUGAUCUGGCGACCCUAUUACGCGACUUGAGCUCCGCAAAUCGCGAUCCCAAACCAUUGCAUCAACGUCAUCGGGA